This is a messenger RNA of Miscanthus lutarioriparius, 1281 nucleotides long. Lineage: Eukaryota; Viridiplantae; Streptophyta; Magnoliopsida; Poales; Poaceae. The record is from the annotation of a GenBank genome assembly.
AUGAGCAUAAGCGAUUGCAUCCAAAAACUUUCAACUGUGAAUAAUCGUGAGCGUGCAGACCAUACCUCAAUGGGAGUUCUUUUAUUUAGUGGAAUAGAAGGCGACACAUUUAUCAAUUUCGGAAAGAGGAAGGCCGAGUGGACUCCAGAAGAGAUCCGCAAGGAUCAGAAGGUGCUCGCCCUAAUUCAGUUGCAUCUUCAUAAUGAUAUUUUGCGGAGUGUCUCGAAAGAGAAAAUAACUGCAGAACUAUGGCUAAAAGCGGAAUCGAUCUGUAUGUCCAAGGAUCUAACCAAGAAGAUGCAGAUGAAGAUGAAGUUUGUUCACCACGAAGAUGAAGGAGGAGGAUUCAUGAUGAGCCACAUUGCUUUGAUUCAAGAAGAUCGUCGCCGACCUAGUGUCGAUGGAGGUGAAGAAGUUUAUGAGGCUCUCCGAUCUAGGGAGAAGAUGAGAGGCAUGGUGCGUAAUGACGAGGCGUCGUCCUCUAAGGGCGAUGCUUUGCAUGUGAGAGGCGAAUCGAAAAGAUCCUCCAAUGAUGACAAUGAUGGAAGAAAGAACUACGAAAGGAGAGGCCGUUCAAAGUCCAAGCCGCAUGGUAAUAAAAAGUUCUAUGUUUAUUGCAAGCUGACAAAUCAUAAUGUUGAGGAUUGCAGAAAAGUACAGAAUAAGGAGAAGAGGAAAAACAAGUCGGCUGGUAAGGUCUCUGUUGCUGCUGCUACGUCUGAUGAUGAUUCUGGAGAUUGUCUGGUAGUAUUUGCUGGUUGUGUUGCUGGUCAUGAUGAAUGGAUUCUCGAUUCCGCAUGUUCAUUUCAUAUUUGCACUAACAUAAAUUGGUUUAGCUCGUAUAAGCCUGUGCAGAAAGGGGAUGUUGUGCGGAUGGGAGAUGAUAACCCGUGUGACAUUGUGGAGAUUGGAUCAGUUCAGAUCAAGACUGAUGAUGGCAUGACACGCACGCUGAAAAACGUCAGGUAUAUACCAGGGAUGUCCAGAAAUCUUAUCUCAUUGAGCACGCUUGAUGCAGAAGGUUACAAAUAUUCCGGUUCAGAUGGCGUUCUGAAGGUAUCAAAAGGUUCUCUUGUUUGCUUGAAAGGUGAUCUUAAUUCUGCAAAGUUAUAUGUCCUUAGAGGGUGUACUUUACCUGGUUUUGAUUCCGCUGUUGCUGCUGUUACUAAUGAUGAACCUAGUAAAACUAAUCUUUGGCAUAUGCGUUUGGGACAUAUGAGUCAUCAUGGUAUGGCAGAAUUGAUGAAGAGAAACCUGCUUUGGAUGGUCGCACUUGAGUAA